UCAUAAUUCGGUUCUGCUGAUUCUCUCUGACUAAACUUUAUGAGAAUGAAGGGGGAGUUACGUGGAAGACAUUAGAGACUCAAAAUUUUAAAAACAGAGACUUAAGGAUAAGGUUGUGGAGGACCCAUAACGCGGACAAAGAAACGAGCUUAAACCCCUCAUUUAACAAAUUUCGUCGGAGCUCCGGCGAGGGAAAAAUGGCGGCAAAGAUUACAGGCGGAGGCUGCUCAUGGCGACGCUUUUACAGGAAGAGAACACCAUCUCGAUUUCCUCUCAACUCUGUUCGAGCCUCUCAGUCCAUGGAUGACAUGGACACCGUCUACAAGCAAUUGGGAUUGUUUUCACUAAAGAAGAAGAUUAAAGAUGUUGUUCUUAAGGCUGAGAUGUUAGCACCGGAUGCUCUUGAGCUUGAAGAAGAGCAAUGGAUAAAGCAAGAAGAAACAAUGCGUUACUAUGAUUUAUGGGAUGAUCCAGCUAAAUCUGAUGAGAUUCUUCUCAAAUUAGCUGAUCGAGAGAAAGCAGUUGAUAUCCUCAAAGACCUCAAAUACAAGGCUGAAGAAGCUAAGCUAAUCAUACAAUUGGGUGAGAUGGAUGCUAUAGAUUAUAGUCUGUUUGAGCAAGCCUACGAUUCAUCGCUCGAUGUAAGUAGAUCGUUGGAUCACUAUGAGAUGUCUAAGCUUCUAAGGGAUCAAUAUGACUCUGAAGGAGCUUGUAUGAUUAUAAAAUCCGGAUCUCAAGACAUAAAAUCUCAGAUAUGGACAGAGCAAGUUGUAAGUAUGUAUAUCAAAUGGGCAGAAAAGCUAGGCCAAAAUGCGAGGGUGGCUGAGAAAUGUAGCUUCUUGAGCAAUAAAAGUGGCGUAAGUUCAGCCACAAUAGAGUUUGAAUUCGAGUUUGCUUAUGGUUAUCUCUUAGGUGAGCGAGGAGUGCAUCGCCUUAUCACAAGUUCGACUUCUAAAGAGGAAUGUUCAGCGACUGCUGAUAUCAUACCAUUAUUCUUGAGAGCAUCUCCUGAUUUUGACGUAAAGGACGAGGAUUUGAUUGUAUCGUAUCCUGCGAAAAAGAAUAAACAAGUAGCUGAGCAUAUGGUUUCUAUUCAACACAUUCCGAGUGGAAUUACAGUGGAAUCUUCAGGAGAAAGAAACCGGUUUGCAAACAGGAUCAAAGCGCUAAACCGGUUAAAGGCAAAGUUGCUUGUGAUAGCAAAAGAGCAAAAGAUUUCGGAUGUAAACAAAAUCAACAGAAAUAACAUUUUGGAAGAAACAAGGAGGUAUGUCGCUAAGGGUCACAAGAUGGUGGUUGAUACAAAAACCGGUUUAGAGAUUCUAGACCUGAAAUCGGUCUUGGAUGGGAACAUUGGACCACUCCUUGGAGCUCAUAUUGGCAUGAGAAGUUCAAUUGAUGCGAUUUAGGCUUUUAAUCAAUUGGUAUACUUUAGUUGUCUAUUGUGCUUUGCUUGUGUGUGUGUGUAUAUAUAUAUAUAGCCUUCUAUACCAUUGUUUUUUUGGUCAAGAACAACAUACAAAGUAAGAAUUGGUGACGAACUAUGUGCAAAUUACACCA
Camelina sativa (false flax) is the source of this 1560-nucleotide messenger RNA. Its product is annotated as peptide chain release factor PrfB3, chloroplastic. Lineage: Eukaryota; Viridiplantae; Streptophyta; Magnoliopsida; Brassicales; Brassicaceae. Gene Ontology annotation, molecular function: translation release factor activity. Gene Ontology annotation, biological process: translational termination. The record is from RefSeq and is a predicted model, not a curated record.